CUGAGGCACCCAGACGCGGGAGGGAGCCUUAUGGGGAAGGCGGCCGCGCCGUUGUGUGGCGCCGUCCCCCGCGGGCUGCUCUCGCUGCUGGGCGCCGCCGCUUGCCUGUCGCGCAAGGCCAAGCCCCGCCUGGGCCCUCUCGCUUCGGCCAUGAGCCUGGGGCCUCCUCCUCCUCCGCCCUGCGAGGGCCCGGCCUCCGCCGCCGACACCUACAAGGGCUGGCUCUUCAAGUGGACCAACUACUUGAAGGGUUACCAGCGCCGCUGGUUCGUCCUCAGCAACGGGCUGCUCAGCUACUACAGGACCCAGGCGGAGAUGGCACACACCUGCCGGGGCACCAUCAACCUCUCCACGGCCCACAUUGACACAGAGGACGCCUGCAACAUCGUGCUGUCGAAUGGGGGCCGCACCUACCACCUAAAGGCCGCCUCGGAAGUGGAGCGCCAGCGCUGGGUGACCGCCUUGGAGCUGGCCAAGGCCAAGGCCAUCCGCAUGCGCCAUGACCAGUCAGAUGAUUCGGGCGAUGAGGAACCGGCCUCGCAGUCUGACAAGAGCGAGCUGCACGGCACGCUGAAGAACCUCUCCAAUAAGCUGGAGGACCUCAGCACUUGCAACGACCUGCUGGCCAAACACGGGGCGGCCCUCCAGCGCUCCCUGAGUGAGCUGGAAAACCUCAAGCUGCCGGCGGAGAGUGGGGAGAAGAUCAAGGCUGUCAAUGAGCGCGCCACCCUCUUCCGCAUCACCUCCAAUGCUAUGAUCAAUGCCUGUCGGGACUUCCUGGAGUUAGCCGACACCCACAGCCGGAAAUGGCAGCGGGUGCUCCAGCAUGAGCGCGAGCAGCGCAUCCGGCUGGAGGAGACCAUUGAGCAGCUGGCCAAACAGCACAACCACUUGGAGCGGGCCUGCCGGGGGGCCCCCUCCCACACCUCCAACACCAGCAGCCACGUCUCCAAAGGGGGGAGCGUGCAGAGUGUGAAAGGGGAAGCCAGCGACGAAGAUGAGGAGACGGAGUACUUUGAUGCCAUGGAGGAUGCCCAGGCUUUCAUCACAGUAGCUGCGGAUCCAUUGAAACACCGGCGCACAGGCAGCAACCUCAGCCGGUCCAGUGAAGGUCGUGCUGAUGACUGGAACCUGGAGGAUAGCGUGUUUGAGAGCUCCAGCCAAAGUACCCUCGACUCGAUGGGCAGAGAUGUGGCGCCCAAGAAGAAGCGGCGGACCCGCAUCCCAGACAAGCCCAACUAUAGCCUUAACCUCUGGAGCAUCAUGAAGAACUGCAUUGGCAAAGAGCUCUCCAAGAUCCCCAUGCCUGUCAACUUCAACGAGCCGCUUUCCAUGCUGCAGCGACUGACGGAGGACUUGGAGUACCACGAGCUGCUGGACAAAGCUGCCAAGUGCGAGAGUUCCGCGGAGCAGAUGUGCUUUGUGGCCGCCUUCUCCGUGUCUUCAUAUUCCACGACGGUCCACCGAACGGCCAAGCCCUUCAACCCACUCCUGGGGGAGACCUAUGAACUGGAUCGCCUGGAUGAGAUGGGCUUCCGGUCCCUCUGUGAGCAGGUGAGUCACCAUCCUCCAGCUGCUGCCCAUCAUGUCUAUUCCAAGCGCGGUUGGACGCUAUGGCAGGAAAUCACCAUUGCCAGCAAGUUCCGGGGCAAAUACCUCUCCAUCAUGCCACUGGGUGCCAUCCACUUGGAAUUCCACUCCAGUGGCAACCAUUACGUGUGGCGCAAGGUGACCUCGACAGUUCACAACAUCAUUGUGGGCAAACUCUGGAUUGACCAGUCCGGGGAUAUCGAAAUCAUCAACCACAAAUCAAAAGACAAAUGCCAGCUGAAAUUCACUCCUUACAGCUACUUCUCCAGAGAUGUCCCUCGAAAGGUGUCAGGCGUGGUGAGCGACGCAGAGGGCCAGGCGCUCUAUGUCAUGUCCGGCACCUGGGACGAGAAGAUGGAGUGCUCCAAGAUUGUCCACAGCAGCCACGGCAGCACCAGCUCGGAAGGCAAGCUGUCAAAAACCGUCUAUCAGACCCUAUCUCCCAAGGUCCUGUGGAAGAGAUACUCCCUUCCGGAGAACGCUGAAAACAUGUACUACUUCUCUGGCCUGGCCUUGACCCUCAACGAGCCAGAAGACGGGACGGCGCCUACUGACAGCCGCCUGCGUCCCGACCAGCGGCUGAUGGAGAAUGGCAAGUGGGACGAGGCCAAUGUGGAGAAGCAGCGGCUGGAGGAGAAGCAGCGGGCCGUGAGGCGGAGGCGAGAGGCAGAGGCAGCCGAGGCCCUGGAGGAAGGCAAAGACUACGAAGGCUACGUGCCACUGUGGUUUGAGCGCAAGGUGGACCCAGCCACGGGAGAGCUCAUCUGCCUGUACAAAGGGGGAUAUUGGGAGGCCAAGGAGCAACAGGACUGGCGCACCUGCCCUGACAUCUUCUGAGUCUUGCUGGGCCGGGAGAAGGCAUCCUCAGAAUCCCUCUGCGGGACGGAGGAGCUGGCAGCCAAAGCCCUCGGGGCCGUGGCCGUGGCCACACUCCUCUCCGAGACACAGCCAAGCUGAAAUCUACACAGAAUUUUUUAAAAAGGCAAAACCAUGCAGGGAUUCCCAACAUAUUUUUAUGCACUCACAAAAUGGGAUUUGAUUUUUUUUAAAGUGGCGUUUUUAAACCUACAAGUUAGGAUGAAGAAAUCAUUGAUCUUGUUCUUUCCCCCCCCUUUUUUUCCCAAACCUGGUUGCAUCAAGACUUGUGGCUUCCCACAACUCCCAGGCCUUGGUUUUCCAAAGAUGGACAUAUUUGUGGGGCAACAGCGUGUGUUGGAUUGUUCCCCCGCCUUUUCUCCCCCUGUUAUACAUAUAUAUUUUUUAAAGUCUAUAGAUCAGGAUUUUUUCCCCAAGGUGCCCCCUUUUCUGAAUGGCCUCUAAAUCCGAGGCGGAAACAGAAACCGCCUGGCGAUAAACCCAUUGGUACUCCUAACCAUUUAGAGACUGUGCCUUUGGAGGACACUGGGUUUGCACUUGUUGGAAGGGAACAGUCCGUGGGAAAGAGCUCUUUCUUUGGACUUGUGUUUGGAACCCGCUCAGAUGAGACGGUGCCACGUUUUGGGGAAUUGCGAUGGCCUUUUAAGCCGGGUUCAGUGUCCAGAUUGUGUCCCUUUGGGAAAGGACCUCUGAACUAGUAGCAUCUUGACAAAUGAACCUUGGCAUACCUCAAACCUUUCUUUGUAGAGAUCUCCAUGGAAGAGGAGUCAAGCCAGACAGAGGACUCUCUGUAAGCACUCCGUCACAAACCGGCUUCCUCCUUUGUCUAGUUGGGCCGGUCCCUUUCCACUGCCACUGCCCAGAUUCACCCAGGGCAUCCAAUCUGAGCUCCGGUGGGUACAGCAAGAUCCAGCUGUGAUACAGUAUGGCUGCUGCGGCUGCUGAUGGCCGACACGACCUGGAAACACCCCCUAGUGCCAUCUCUGUAGAAAGCACACAUACCCCAAGACACACAGAUGCACACGGCCUCAGUGUCAUCAUCGCCCAGGGAUGGGCAGAGACCAGGCAAACUGGGGAGGAGGUAUUCCAGAUGAGAUCAGGCAGGUGCAGGUAGCUGGGGGAAUCCGUGCCAGGCGUUAUGCCAAGGAGCUCUCCAUGGUACUGAAUGUGUUUAGGAGCAAUAGGGUUCGGCACCACUGAGAGCUCCUUUGCAACCCAGGCUGUACCCUGGCACACAUCCACUGCUGCACUGGCAUGGGAGGCACCUGCCUAUGCCAUUCCUUUUGGAUGGGAUGCCGGCAUGGCUGCAACCAAGGCUGCCAGCCUGAAUGCCACAUUGCACACCACUCUCUCAACCCCAGUCCUGUGGUUUUGGUGCCACCACCUUGCCAACACGAUGCUGUGGAGGCAUUGCUACCUGAUUACCAGCUGAUUUGGGUAUCUUACGCCUUUGGGAAAGGUGGGCAUCCAGGGCAUCCUGGCAUGGUCUUUUUCAGGCCCUUUGUGCCCUUGGAAACUCUAGAGCUGCCUAUCUCACACUGUCUUUUGGCUUGAGAGCACAUGGCGGCCCAACCGACGGCCAUCCGCCACCUUGCCCUGGGCUUGCAAAUGAGCAAUAAGGAAAUUCAGGGUUUUCCCUCAUGCCACCAUUCUGCCCACCACCAGGUCCAAUCCGGAGAUCACUGAGGAAUCCCCCACAGAUCCCCUCUUUCCCUAGCAGCGCCUCUUCCCACCCUUCCUGGCACCCCUUUCUGUACAAUGUGUUCUAUUUCUAUAGUAUAGACAUACAUACAUAUAUAUUUAUACACAUGCAGACGGAGUCUGUACAAAUAUCCACCAAACUCUGUGGUCCUUUCACUCCUCCAUUAUUUAUUUGCUUCUUAUUUAUUUAUAUAUAUUUGUGUAUAUAUAUAUAUGAGAUACAUAUAUAAGGAUAUAUAUAUAUACAAUUAUUUUUGUUGGGAUUUCUAUAGUGUGUAAAGAGGAGGUGAACACAAAAAGGUCAUGAAGACGAGUCUAGCUCUGUCUGAAUUUUUUUCCACAAAAUAAUAGUGUGAUUGUAGCAGCAUUUAUCCUGUUAUUUUUUACUUGAAAAGUUUACUUUUUCGGGAUGUCCUCUGCAGCGGAGGGCAUCCGGAAUGGAAUCCUGGAAUGAAUCAUGUCGAUGGAGGGUUUGAGCUGGUCUUAAAGGAUGGGUCUUUUCCUAGCAGCAGUUUGCCAAAGCCCACAAAAUCCCGCUGCUAUUUUAAAAGGAGUUGCAGAGUUUUAUACAUGUCUGAGUUUUCCGAAAAAUAGAGCAGAGCAGGGAGUGGACGGCGUCAAAGGAGAUCAAGGCCGAGAAGGGGGUUGAAUUUUAAAAUGUCAUUUGAAAAAGAUUUUGUAAAAAGUGAUGGGAAUGGAAAGAGCUGAACGGAGGGGGUCUGGGACGCAGAAAGGAUUGGCUGGUGGGGCCAUUGUAAAGGAGCCCGAAACAGGCUACGUUUUGCCCCUCUUUUGUCCUUUUAGACCCCUCUGCAUAUAAAACCAAAAUACAGAACCCACGUGACCCCGAAAGAUGCCAGGGUCCCUCUUUUGUUUUUGUCUUCUCUUUCGAGGCCAUAUAUCUCAAUAUAUGGAUUGGGAGACUCGACUCGAUCAGAUGCCUUAUUUUCUGUGCUUUACUUGAUGUCGUGGAGCAGGUUUUUCCUUCCUUUUCUUCAAGAAACAGAAGACCUGAGGUGGCAGUGCCCAUCUGGGGUAUGUCCCUGGGCAUAAGGCUCUGGAGAGGGGCAGGGAAUGGACCACCCUCACAGAACAUCCGAGAAUAUAGAAGCCUUCCAAUGAUGUUCUUGUAUUUGAAGGAGUACGAAGGGCCAGCAGAUGUAGGCAAAGGGUGAUGGAGUGUCAAUUGGUUGGCCCAUUGUCAUUGGAAUGCCACUCUGUCCUUUCCUUUCUUGCCCAAAAAGCUCCUUUUCACCCAAAGGUGGUAUUGGCAAGUGCCACGCUUCACUGGCUUCUUUCCUUCAUUCCUUCCCUUUUCUCUUCCAGAGGGUUUUCACGUCGUCCAACUUGUCAAUGCUGUGGAAUGUAAACUCCCCCUCCCCCUUGUGAGUGCUCCCUCUUGACUGGCACCCUUAAUAAAAUGUGAAUAAAAAUGUGGAUUCGGGUGUUUUCAA
Anolis sagrei ordinatus is the source of this 5621-nucleotide messenger RNA. RefSeq names its product oxysterol binding protein 2 (gene OSBP2). NCBI's taxonomy places the organism in Eukaryota, Metazoa, Chordata, Lepidosauria, Squamata, Anolidae. The record is from RefSeq and is a predicted model, not a curated record. Gene Ontology annotation, cellular component: perinuclear endoplasmic reticulum; intracellular membrane-bounded organelle; plasma membrane. Gene Ontology annotation, molecular function: cholesterol binding.